Molecule: messenger RNA, 1130 nt
Organism: Lolium rigidum
Lineage: Eukaryota; Viridiplantae; Streptophyta; Magnoliopsida; Poales; Poaceae
Product: protein FLUORESCENT IN BLUE LIGHT, chloroplastic-like
Exons: 5
Coding region: 31-951 (306 amino acids)
Biological process (GO): chlorophyll biosynthetic process
Molecular function (GO): protein binding
Source: RefSeq, a predicted model, not a curated record
AAAGGGGAGGAGAUUUUCCUUAUCCUCCUGAUGCCGCUUCUCAUGCGCCUCUCCCCACCGGCGGCGGCGCCGUCGCCGCCGUACCGGCGAAGCUCCGGCGGAUAUAUUAGACGAGCCAACGCCGUCCUCUACGAGACCUCUGAGCGAGUGUUUCCUUUAGCUAGAUGUGCCUCCUCAUCAACUGACCACGCUCGUACUAGCAGCAAUGACUUCGAUAUAGCUAAUGGACAUGGUCAUUUUCUUAUCAAGUCUACAUCUGAUCUUCAGACAGCUGUAUCUUCUUGUUUCGGGAAAGCAUUUGUUGUCAGCAGUGCUGUCAUGCUUGUUCUGCCACCCAGCUGUUUCGCAGAGCAAUGUGAGCCGGGGUACUCUCUUCCUAACAUGCCCCUGCUGUUUGCAAUAGCCAUGGUCGGCGCUACUGUCGGAGGGCUCCUUGCGAGACAAAGGAAAGGAGAGCUUAAAAAACUGAAUGAUCAACUACGUCAGAUAAACGCUUCACUGAGAAGACAAGCCAAGAUCGAAUCUUAUGCUCCUGCUUUGAGCUAUGCACCAGCUGCUAGUAAGGUGCCAGAAUCAGAAGUUAUUGUUGAUCCUCACAAACAGCGCCUAAUUACAUAUCUGAGGACUGGGAAGAACUACCUGAGAAACCAAGCCCCUGACAAGGCAUUUCCUGAGUUUAAGGCAGCUCUUGAUCUUGCACAAUCUUUGGGUGAUCAUGUCGAAGAGAAGAAGGCUGCACGAGGAUUAGGAGCAUCAUUACAAAGACAAGGAAAUUACAAAGAAGCAAUAAAGUACCACUCCAUGGUACUCAGCAUCUCCAAGAUGACCGGAGAGGAUUCGGGUGUCACUGAGGCGUACGGAGCAAUAGCCGAUUGCUACACCGAACUUGGUGAGCUCGAGAAGGCAGGCAAGUUCUACGACGAGUACAUUGCAAGAUUGGAGAAUGACUAAAACCAAGGGUGAGUGUGUAUAUUACCUGCGAGAGCACAAACACGGCUAAUCUUUUCGUUCUUCAGUAGCCAUGUGAUGUAUUGUAGAUGUGCAGUUCCCGGCUUUAAAUUCUGGAUUAUUACUAUUGUAACUUUGAAGUUCUUUUUGCUCAGUAAUAAUGUGAGAUUUUGUUUGGGCCA